This is a messenger RNA of Alternaria rosae, 1203 nucleotides long. RefSeq names its product ClpP/crotonase-like domain-containing protein. Gene Ontology annotation, molecular function: enoyl-CoA hydratase activity; delta(3)-delta(2)-enoyl-CoA isomerase activity. The transcript has a single exon. Lineage: Eukaryota; Fungi; Ascomycota; Dothideomycetes; Pleosporales; Pleosporaceae. Gene Ontology annotation, biological process: fatty acid beta-oxidation. Gene Ontology annotation, cellular component: peroxisome. Bases 332 to 1063 code for a protein of 243 amino acids. The record is from RefSeq and is a predicted model, not a curated record.
CCUUACCUCUCCAUGCCAUAUGUUGUCUACGCCCGCAACAGCAGCUGCGCUUUGGCCGGAUCUCGCCUGAGGAGAGCAGUAUCUAUGUCUCCGUCGAGUCAUCGAAUGGCACGGGAAGCACACGCUCCAACGCGCGAUUGCGGCCAGGGUCUUUCCCCGCAUCUGGCUGCCGAGGCUUCAACACCAUGAAGUUUGGCAUCUUGAGACCGCAAAACGAUGCGUAGCUUUUUGAACCCGCGAGAGCUCACAGCACAGGCUCUACUCAAAAGCUCACCUAUACCUGGGUGACCUCGCACCGCCAUUGACGUCGUAAUCGCGAUACCCAAACACAAUGGCACUGGGAAACUACACCAACCUACGCGUCGACCGCCACGACCGCGUCUUCGUCAUCACGCUCGCAAAAGCCCCUGAGAACCGAAUAAACGUCGCCUUCGCACAAGAAAUAAUACGCGCGCUCCGCGACAUCGAGCAAGAACUAGGCGCCGACUCAGAAGGCUGUGUGAUAACGCGAGGAAACGACGAGAAGUUCUGGUGCACAGGACUCGAGCUAGACGAGAGCGACACAAACCCGUUCGCAAACAGCGAUGGUUUCUUCCCGCUCCUAGCCACCUUGCUCGACUACCCGUUCCCCACCAUCGCUCUGCUAACAGGCCACACAUUCGGCGGAGCCUGCCCCUUCGCUCUCGCGCACGACUACCGCAUUAUGAACUCGUCGCGCGGCUUCUUCUCUAUGCCGCCUGUGAACCUCGGUCUGCACUUCCCUGGCAUCGGGUUUCUUCCAAGGCUUAAGCUAAGGCCGCAGAUUGCAAGGAAGAUGUUGCUUGAGGCGCAUCGCUGGACGGGCAAGGAGGCAUACGAGGAUGGCAUUGUGGAUGAGAUUGCGGAGCCGAAGGUUAUGCUUGAGGUUGCGCUGAAGAAGGCGAGGGAUGUGCAAGGGAGGGCUAAGAUGGGCGUGUAUAGUGUGCUGAGGAAUGAGCUUUGGGGCGAGGCGGCGGAGAAGAUAAGGGGGAUUUGUUAUGUGCAUGGUAAGAUGGUUACUGCGCCUGCGAAGGCGAAGAUUUAGAGUUCUCGGGUUCUGUGAAUUUGGAGUGAGGUGCAUAGUAUGUAGCUGGUUCCUUCCACAAUUCGCGUGGACGUGCCUCAUUUCGUCAUGGACCCGCGCAUCAUCCCAUCGCAACUUCCUUUCGCCUCAUCUCACUUCAG